Cladophialophora yegresii CBS 114405 is the source of this 1023-nucleotide messenger RNA. RefSeq lists its product as uncharacterized. The record is from RefSeq and is a predicted model, not a curated record. The transcript has a single exon. Lineage: Eukaryota; Fungi; Ascomycota; Eurotiomycetes; Chaetothyriales; Herpotrichiellaceae. Gene Ontology annotation, molecular function: oxidoreductase activity, acting on the CH-OH group of donors, NAD or NADP as acceptor. The coding region runs from base 1 to 1023 and encodes 340 amino acids.
AUGGGCUCGAUUUCUCCGAAAAGCGAGACAAUUCUCAUCACGGGCAUCUCAGGCUUCGUGGCUUCUUGGAUUGCACAUUCAUUUCUGGAUGCUGGAUACAGUGUCCGCGGGACCGUUCGAUCUGAGCGUUCCAUCGAUCAUGUCAAGAAGGCACACGCAAAACAUGUUGAUCAAUUGUCGUUCGUCGACGUUCCAGACAUGGCGGCUUCAGACGCCCUGAACGAAGCCGUUAAAGGGGUGGCAGGUGUCAUCCACACGGCCAACCCCUUCAUCCUUGCUCCCAAAGACAACGAGGAAGAGCUUCUGAAGCCAUCAAUUUCCGGAGUCUUGAAUGUUCUCAAAGCCGCCGCCAAUGAGGGUCCAGCGCUGCGCCGUGUUGUUUUGACCGCUUCUUUUGCUUGUAUCCUGGAUCUUAACAAAGGUGUUCGUCCUGGCUUCACGUACGACGAGUCAAAUUGGAACCCUGCAACGUACGAGGAAGCUAAAGCUUCGUCCAACGGGGGUUUCACCUAUUGUGCGGCAAAAGCUCUGGCGGAGAAGGCAGCUUGGGACUGGAUUGAGACAAACAAGCCGUCUUUCUCGUUCACCUCCAUCAAUCCACCCUGGAUCUUCGGUCCGACUCUUGGCGGAGUCAAAUCCCUUGAGCACCUGAAUGAAUCGACAGAGGCAAUUUGGAAGCUCGUGAACGGGUCCGCCAAAGAAGUGCCGCCCGUUGAUUUUGCGGGCUUUUGCGAUGUGCGGGAUGUCGCACUGGCCCACCUCAAGGCGUAUGAGCUCGAAGAAGCUGGAGGUCAGCGAUUUCUCACCGGGUCCCAUUUUGACUACCAAAUUGCGGUAGACUCUUUGAGGGCAGACUUCCCACAGAUUAGAGACCGCAUACCCGAAGGGACGCCGGGACAAUCAGAUCCAACGUACGAGAUCAACCAUAGCAGAGCGGAGAAGGUGCUGGGCAUCAAGUUCACACCGUUGAACAUGACAUUGAAAGACACGGUUGAAGACCUUCUCGCGGCGGAAGGCAAGUAG